Carlito syrichta (Philippine tarsier) is the source of this 3889-nucleotide messenger RNA. RefSeq names its product interphotoreceptor matrix proteoglycan 2 (gene IMPG2). The record is from RefSeq and is a predicted model, not a curated record. Gene Ontology annotation, molecular function: hyaluronic acid binding; heparin binding. The coding region runs from base 221 to 3889 and encodes 1222 amino acids. Lineage: Eukaryota; Metazoa; Chordata; Mammalia; Primates; Tarsiidae. Gene Ontology annotation, biological process: visual perception. The transcript has 19 exons.
AGCACGCUGGUGAUUCUAGAGAAGAAGUGAGAGCUACUUUGAAAGGACAAUCGUUUUUCUUUAUGCUAAUUUAUGAUGGUUUUGGAGUGGUUGCUCGCUCUUAAACAUAAACUUUUAAAUGUUAGGUCUUUCCUGUAACGAUCUGCUGUUGGAAGUUUCAAGACUUUGGACGUUCAGUUAAGGAUUUUGCCUUCUCCUCAUUUCUUCGGUUUUGGGCCAAAUGAUUAUGUUUCCUCUUUUUGGGAAGAUUUCUCUGGGUAUUUUGAUACUUGUUCUGAUAGAAGGAGACCUUCCAUCAUUAACAGCACAAACCUACUUCUCUUCAGAGGACACCCAAGAACCCAAGAGUGAAGUUUCUUUUCUCCUGCCUGAAGAAUCAACAGACUCUUUAGCUACUGAAAAGAAACAGCCUCUGGACCACAGAGAAGCUGAGAGACAGUGGUUACUCAGAAGGCGGAGAUCUAUACUCUUUCCGGAUGGAGUAAAAAUCUGCCCAGAUGAAGGUGUUACAGAGGCUGUGGCAAACCACGUGAAAUAUUUUAAUGUCAGAGUGUGUCAGGAAGCUGUCUGGGAGGCCUUCAGAACUUUUUGGGACCGACUUCCUGGGCGUGAGGAAUAUCGUUACUGGAUGAAUUUGUGUGAGGAUGGAAUCACAAGUAUAUUGGAAAUGGGCACAAAUUUUAGUCAGUCUGUGGAACACAGAAGCUUAAUCAUGAAGAAACUGACUCACGCAAAGGAAACUGUAAGCAGCCCGGAAUUGUCUUCUCCAGUUCCUACUGAUCUUACUUCAACAUUGGGAGAUGCUGCUCCCAGCGUGGCCUCCCAUGAAGAUGCCUCGGAGAGCAGCUUCGAAAGGCCGGAGGAGAGUAUUAGCAAUGAAAUUGAGACUGUGGUAGAAGAAUCCACAAAACCAGCAGCUGAACAAAUUGCAGAAUUCAGUAUUCACCUUUUGGGGAAGCAAUACAGGGAAGAACUGCAGGAUCCCUCCAGCCUCCACCACCAGCACCUCACAGAGGAGUUUAUUUCAGAGGUUGAAAAUGCAUUUGCUGGGUUACCAGGCUACAAGGAAAUUCGCAUACUUGAUUUUAGGUCCCCCAAGGAACAUGACAGCGGUGUAGAUGUUCACUACGCGGUUACCUUUAAUGGCGAGGCUAUCAGCAAUACCACCUGGGACCUAAUUAGCCUUCAUUCCAACAAGGUGGAAAACCACGGCCUUAUGGAAUUGGAUGAUAAGCCUACUGUCGUUUAUACAAUUAGUAACUUCAGAGAUUAUAUUGCUGAGACACUACAACAGAAUUUUUUGCUGGGGAACUCCUCCUUGAAUCCAGAUCCGGAUUCCCUUCAGCUUCUCAGCGUGAGAGGAGUUUUGCUGCCCCAAAGUGAAGACCUAGAUUGGAGUACCCCAAGUUCAAGUCUUCAGGCAACGCCAUCGUCUAUUCUGGAUAAUGCCCUCCAAGCUGCAUGGCCCUCAGCAGAUGAAUCCAUCACCAGCACUAUUUCACCACUUGAUUUCAGCUCUGGUCCUCCCUCAGCCACUGACAGGGAACUCUGGUCAGAAAGUCCUUUGGGUGAUUUAGUGUCUACACACAAACUAGUCUUUCCCUCGGAGACGGGCCUCAGCUCUUCCCCAGAGGUUUUAGAGGUUAGCAGCUUGACUCUUCAUUCUGUCACCCCGGCAGUGCUUCAGCCUGGCUUGCCUGUGGCAUUUGAGGAGAGGACUUCUGGAUCUGACUUGUUAGAAGAUGGAUUAGCCACCAUUGAAGAAUCAGAAGAUUUUCCUUCUAUUGACCAAUUGCCUUCAAUUUCAUUCACUCAACCUGUGCCAAAAGAAAUAGCACCAGCUAUGGAAGACUCUGGUGUGUCCUUCACAUUUUCACCAUAUUUCACCUCCACUGACACGUUAGAUCAUCUUGAUCAAGAAAUAACUGAACCAUUUGGCUUGGACCAAUUAGAAGUGAGCCCUUUGUUGCCAGACACAACUGUGGAAAAAGAGUUCAUAUCUGAGAGUGGCUUAGGUUCAGGAUCUGGACAAAAGGUGGAUCUGACCACUUGGCCAUGGAGUGAGCCUUCAUCAGAGAAGAGCACUGAAACACUGGCCCCACCAUGGCUCGAAGAUGGCGUUUCACUUCUGCCAAUUGAGGGUGAAGAUGAGAAACUGGUUAUAGUUGACAAAAUGGAUUCCACAGACCAAAUUAUUGAGCAUUCAAAAUAUGAGCACGGUGAUAGACCCACACACUUUCCAGAGGAAGAGCCCUUGGGUGGACCUGUUGUGCCCAUCUUUGCUGAGACUACAACUCAGUCUGUAUCUCUAACUCUCCCCAAGCACGUGUCUGUGGCAAUCUCUGCUUCUGCUGAUGAACCAGAUCAAACAGACACUUUCCUAAAGGAGGAUAUGGAACAAGCUGCAGAGUCCGCUGACCAUGAGUGGUUUGACAGUGAGGCUUCAGUGGUGAAGCCAGACAUGCAACCUUUGUGGACUAUGUUGCCAGAAUCAGAUAUACUUUGGACAAGGACUUCUUCCCUAGGGAAAUUGUCCAGAGACACAUUGGCAGGUACACCACAGAGUACUGACAGACUCUGGUUGAAAGCUUCCAUGACACAAUCUACCAAAUUGCCUCCAACCACAAGCUCCACCCUGCUGGAAGAUGAAGUAAUUAUGGGCGUUCAGGAUAUUUCUUUAGAACUGGACCGGGUAGGCACGGAUUACUAUCAGCCUGAGCUAAUCCAAGAGCAAAAUGGCAAGGUUGGUAGUUAUGUGGAAAUGUCUACAAGUGCUCAUGUCACAGAGAUGGUUAAUGCGGCUUGGCCCACGAAAGGAGGUGACUUGAGUUAUACCCAGACUGCAGGAGCAUUGGUGGUUUUCUUCAGCCUCCGAGUGACUAAUAUGAUGUUUUCAGAAGAUCUGUUUAAUAAAAACUCUUUGGAGUAUAAAGCCCUGGAGCAAAGAUUCUUAGAACUGCUGGUUCCCUAUCUCCAGUCAAAUCUCACAGGGUUCCAGAACUUAGAAAUCCUCAACUUCAGAAAUGGCAGUAUUGUGGUGAACAGCCGAAUGAAGUUUGCCAAUUCUGUCCCUCCUAAUGUCAACGAUGCUGUGUAUAUGAUUCUGGAAGAUUUUUGCACCACUGCCUACCAAACCAUGAACUUGGCUAUUGACAGAUAUUCCCUUGAUGUGGAAUCAGGUGAUGAAGCCAACCCUUGCAAGUUUCAGGCCUGCAAUGAGUUUUCUGAGUGUCUGGUCAACCCCUGGAGUGGAGAAGCAAAGUGUAGGUGCUACCCUGGGUACCUGAGUGUGGAAGAACGGCCCUGUCAGAGCAUCUGUGACCUACAGCCUGACUUCUGUUUGAAUGAUGGAAAGUGUGACAUUAUGCCUGGCCAUGGGGCCAUUUGUAGGUGCCGGGUAGGUGAGAACUGGUGGUACCGAGGUGAGCACUGUGAGGAGUUUGUGUCCGAACCCUUGGUCAUAGGCAUCACCAUUGCCUCCGUGGUUGGACUUCUUCUCAUCUCUUCUGGGGUCAUCUUCUUCCUCAUCCGGACUUUUCAGGCACAGAAUGUCAGGAGAGAAAGAGAGAGGCCUUUCAGUGGCUCCUGCAGGCAGCCUGACAACCUUUCAUCCAUUGAGAAUGCUGUGAAGUACAACCCUGUGUAUGAAAGCCGCAUGGCCGGGUGUGAGCAGUAUGAGGGGCCCUACCCGCAGCGUCCCUUCUACAGCUCUGCGAGUGGAGAGAUGAUUGGUGGCCUGAGCAGAGAAGAAAUCCGACAGAUGUAUGAGAGCAGUGAGCUUUCCAAAGAGGAAAUUCAAGAGAGAAUGAGAGUUUUGGAAAUGUAUGCCAAUGAUCCUGAGUUUGCAGCUUUUGUCAGAGAGCAUCAAAUGAUCCAUAACCAGAUUUAG